AUGGCCUUUGACCGGUACGUGGCCAUCUGCCCCCCGCUGCGCUACCUGCUCAUCAUGAACCGCCGGGUGUGCGCCCUCCUGGCCGCCAGCAGUUGGAUCGCCAGCUCCUUCCACGCCACCAUCGUCACCAGCCUGACCUUCACGCUGCCCUACUGCGGGUCCAACGUGGUGGACUAUUUCUUCUGCGACAUCUUCCCAGUAGCCAAGCUGGCCUGUGCGGACACGUCCAUCUUGGAGAUGGUGACCUUCACCAACAUUGGGGUGGUGCCCAUGAGCUGCUUCGCCCUCAUCCUCGCCUCCUAUGUCAGGAUUGUCUCUUGUAUCCUGAAAAUGAACUCAGGUGAAGGGCGGCGCAAAGCGACCUCCACUUGCGCCUCCCAUCUGGUGGUGGUGACCAUGUUCUUCGGGCCCUGCGCUUUGAUCUACACUCAGCCACAGCUGAGCAAAGUGCUGGUGACCCCUGUGAACAUUUUUGGCAACUUGAUCACGCCCAUGGUGAACCCGGCCAUCUACACGCUGCGCAACAAGGAGGUGAAAGCGGCUCUGAGAAAACUGCGAUGUGCAGCAGUUGCAGGAGUAUCAU
Molecule: messenger RNA, 583 nt
Organism: Pelodiscus sinensis (Chinese soft-shelled turtle)
Lineage: Eukaryota; Metazoa; Chordata; Testudines; Trionychidae
Source: RefSeq, a predicted model, not a curated record